Molecule: messenger RNA, 1751 nt
Organism: Aspergillus ibericus CBS 121593
Lineage: Eukaryota; Fungi; Ascomycota; Eurotiomycetes; Eurotiales; Aspergillaceae
Product: Zn(II)2Cys6 transcription factor domain-containing protein
Exons: 2
Coding region: 44-1657 (537 amino acids)
Biological process (GO): regulation of DNA-templated transcription
Molecular function (GO): DNA-binding transcription factor activity, RNA polymerase II-specific; zinc ion binding
Source: RefSeq, a predicted model, not a curated record
CCCCGGUAUUCACGACGGGCAGGUAUCAUCUUCUAACUUUUAGAUGAAGAUAUUAGACCCAAUGGACCCCCGCGGCAAGACGCCAAACCCUGCGCCCAAGCGCUCUCGAAUGUUGAUCAGCAGGGCUCGGACUGGUUGCCUUACUUGCAAGACAAGGAGAGUCAAAUGUGACGAGCAAAAGCCGGUCUGCAAGCGAUGCAUUGCGGCGAAACGCCAUUGCGCUGGCUACCAGAAGCCCCCGAGUAAUCCGCCUAAGCCAUUCCGCAUAACGUACUAUGUACGGGACCUCCCGUCCUCCAUCAGGGCUUUGCACCGCCCAUUAGAAGAUCCUCAAGAUCAGCGUGCGCUCGAUUACUUUUUCUUAUGGGGCAAUGCCUACUUUCCUAGCGAUUUAAUGGAGCCCUUGAGCCGUGAUGACAUCCUUUACGAGCCUGCCUUGAGGCAUGCAAUGAUCGCCAUGGGUAGGUUACACGAGAUAUAUCGCAAUGGUGAGGUUGGCGCUUCCAAAAAGGUGCUAAGCGUGUUCGCAAUGCAGCACUAUGGUGAAGCAAUACGUCGGCUUGUUCUGCGUGAUCCAGACACCGCUAGUGAUCCAAGCCCUGUCUUCCUGGUAGCCUGUUUUCUGUUUGUUUGCCUCGAGUCCUCCCAAGGACACGUGGAGGCCGCACUACGUCACCUGCGAUCCGGCUUCAUGUUAUUCCAAGAGGCAAGACGGUCUGGAAAGCUGCUGAUAGACUGCGAGCCCAUUCUCCGCUGGCUCUUCACUCGACUGAUGUGCCAAUUGACGCAUUUUGACCCCAGUGAUUGCGCACGGUUUUUCGGGCUAAAUGGAAGUCAGUCAAAGCCCCAGGUGACUUUCAUCCAUCUCGAAGAUGCUCGUAUACAGUUGGGCAAUCUCAUGCAGAAGAUGAUCCACAGAAGGUAUCUUACAACAUCAUUUGGGGUCUCCACUGGCCCCAGACAGCAGGUCCUUGUGGCAGAUCGUAUGAAGACCCUCUUGGCACAGGAAUUGGCCGAGCUGGACACCUGGAUUCUCGCCUUUAACCAUUACCUGAGUUUUGGUAUCUCGAGCCACGACACCGGUGACUAUUAUGUCCUAGCGAUCUGCAGCUUCCUCUUGAAAUUCCGUCUUAUGGCCGAGUCUCGGGAGACUGGGGAGCAUUACGAGAAUGACAGUCUAGAUCUCAAACACACUCUGGAUCUUGGACGUACCCUGCUGAGUGAUAGUAAUAUUUUUGGCAGUCCGCCUCGAUCAACUACAGCCAGCAACUGCCGGCCCGAGACUCAGUACUCCUUGAAUCAAUUGCUCGAGACCCGAGCUGCCGGCCCUACGGCGAUAAUGCAGUCACAUACACCCACGAACCCUCACUUCUUAUUUCUCGGCAUUCUGUCUGCUCUGUCCGUCGCCUCUGUACAUGCUCCCGACCUAGUCGUACGUCAACAGGCGCAGCAGAUGGUUCAGACUAUUUGCGAGAGCCGAAUGGACCGGAACUCGUGGCUAGCUUUCAAUCUUGCCAGUUGCCUCUCCUAUCCGGAAAUCCCGAAUUCUUACUAUGAUACAGAUACCCUCUAUGGGAAUAUCUCUGCACCUGAAGCUCCUUAUUCACGCGAAUCUAGCCGACUGAUAGCGCUGCUUGCUGAUCUCGGAAAUCUCUGAGAGGCACUGUCUACCGACAUUUUCAGGCCUUCCGCCAAUGAAAGAUACGAUCGACUGUUUCCAGGCUUAUCAGUCAUCUAUUACCGCCCCAGAA